GAGGGCAAAGUGGCCGUGGCGGCGCCAUGCCCGGGCCGGAGUGAGUGCGCGCGGGCGAAAAUGGCGUACAUCCAGCUGGAACCUUUAAACGAGGGUUUUCUUUCUAGAAUCUCUGAUCUGCUGCUGUGCAGACGGACCUGCCGGACCUGCUGUCAGAAGUGCUAUGAGUCCAGCUGCUGCCAGUCGAGUGAGGACGAAGUGGAAAUUCUGGGACCUUUCCCUGCCCAGACCCCUCCCUGGCUGGUGACGAGCCGGAGCAGCGACAAGGACGGGGACUCAGUCCACACGACCAGCGAUGUCCCACUCACCCCGCGGACCAGCUCCCCUGACCGGAGAUGCUCUUCCUCGGACACGUCCAAGUCCGCUUACAGCCUGACGCGCAGGAUUUCAAGUCUUGAGCCCCGACGACCCAGCUCCCCACUCAUUGAUAUUAAGCCCAUCGAGUUUGGCGUUCUCAGCGCCAAGAAGGAGCCCAUCCAGCCCUCGGUGCUCAGACGGACCUAUACCCCGGACGAUUAUUUCAGGAAAUUCGAGCCUCAGCUCUAUUCCCUCGAUGCCAACAGCGACGACGUGGACUUCCUGACCGACGAGGAGAUCUUGUCCAAGUACCAGCUGGGCAUGCUGCACUUCAGCACCCAGUACGACCUGCUGCACAACCACCUGACCGUGCGGGUGAUCGAGGCGCGGGACCUGCCGCCCCCUGUCUCCCACGACGGCGCCCGCCAAGACAUGGCGCACUCCAACCCCUACGUCAAGGUCUGCCUGCUGCCAGACCAGAAGAACUCCAAGCAGACGGGCGUCAAGCGCAAGACUCAGAAGCCGGUGUUCGAGGAGCGCUACACCUUCGAGAUCCCCUUCCUGGAGGCGCAGAGGAGGACCCUGCUGCUGACCGUGGUGGACUUUGACAAGUUCUCGCGCCACUGCGUCAUCGGCAAGGUGUCCGUGCCGCUGUGCGAGGUCGACCUGGUGAAAGGCGGGCACUGGUGGAAGGCGCUGAUCCCCAGUUCUCAGAAUGAAGUGGAGUUGGGGGAGCUCCUUCUGUCCCUGAAUUAUCUCCCCAGCGCUGGGAGACUGAAUGUUGAUGUAAUUCGAGCCAAGCAACUUCUUCAGACAGACGUGAGCCAAGGUUCAGACCCCUUUGUGAAAAUCCAGCUGGUACAUGGACUCAAGCUUGUGAAAACAAAGAAGACAUCCUUUUUAAGAGGCACAAUCGAUCCUUUCUACAAUGAGUCCUUCAGCUUCAAAGUUCCCCAAGAAGAACUAGAAAAUGCCAGCCUAGUGUUUACAGUGUUUGGUCACAGCAUGAAAAGCAGCAACGCUUUCAUCGGAAGGAUCGUCAUCGGCCAGUACUCUUCCGGCCCCUCGGAGUCCAACCACUGGCGGCGGAUGCUCAACACCCACCGCACGGCGGUGGAGCAGUGGCACAGCCUGCGAUCCCGAGCCGAGUGUGACCGAGUGUCUCCUGCCUCGCUGGAGGUGACCUGAGGGGGCCCGAGCGGGCCUGAGGGAAGGCCGUUUUCAUUUGUUUAAA
Messenger RNA from Condylura cristata (star-nosed mole), 1531 nucleotides. RefSeq names its product synaptotagmin XVII (gene SYT17). The record is from RefSeq and is a predicted model, not a curated record. Lineage: Eukaryota; Metazoa; Chordata; Mammalia; Eulipotyphla; Talpidae. Gene Ontology annotation, biological process: cellular response to calcium ion; calcium-ion regulated exocytosis; regulation of dopamine secretion. Gene Ontology annotation, cellular component: membrane. The coding region runs from base 61 to 1485 and encodes 474 amino acids. Gene Ontology annotation, molecular function: calcium-dependent phospholipid binding; calcium ion binding; phosphatidylserine binding. The transcript is spliced from 8 exons.